Messenger RNA from Marmota monax (woodchuck), 8470 nucleotides. It is a transcript of the gene Lmtk2, whose product is annotated as lemur tyrosine kinase 2. The transcript has 14 exons. Gene Ontology annotation, molecular function: protein kinase activity; ATP binding. The coding region runs from base 316 to 4809 and encodes 1497 amino acids. Gene Ontology annotation, biological process: protein phosphorylation. Lineage: Eukaryota; Metazoa; Chordata; Mammalia; Rodentia; Sciuridae. The record is from RefSeq and is a predicted model, not a curated record.
CCAUCAUGGCGGCAGGAUCGCGGCUGCCCGGGCCCGCGGCUCCGCAAGGUGGCUGCCGUUGCUGCUGUUAAGAGGCGGCGGCGGCGGCGGCGGCGGCGGCGCAGACUGGCGGGCAGGAUGGUGUUUCUGCGGCCGGAGCGGCGGGUGCGGACUAGGAGCCGGGCUGAGGUUUGGCCGAAGCAACGUGUGCCCAGGAGCAGCCGGCGCGGGUGUCUCUGAGGCAGCGGAGGGAGGCAGGACCGACUGACUGGCGGACGGACCGACCCACGGAAGGCGACCGGAGAGCCGGCCCCGGGGGGCUGUGCCGUGGGCGAGAUGCCGGGGCCGCCGGCGUUACUGCUGCUGCUGCUGCUCCUGGCCGCCGGCAGUGCCGGGGCCGCGCCACUUCCGCAAACAGGUGCAGGGGAGGCACCUACUACAGAAGUUCCUGUAUCGUUUGUAAUCCUGUCUGUGUGCAGCUUAAUGAUAUUAAUAGUGUUAAUAGCAAACUGUGUUUCCUGCUGUAAGGACCCAGAAAUAGACUUUAAGGAAUUUGAAGAUAAUUUUGAUGAUGAGAUAGAUUUCACACCACCAGCAGAAGACACCCCUUCUGUCCAGUCCCCAGCAGAGGUCUUCACACUUUCAGUACCAAAUAUUUCACUUCCAGCUCCAUCACAGUUCCAGCUUUCUGUGGAAGGUUUGAAGUCUCAAGUUGCCCGCCACAGCCUAAACUACAUACAGGAAAUUGGAAAUGGCUGGUUUGGAAAGGUUCUUCUUGGAGAGAUUUACACAGGUACCAGUGUGGCAAGAGUAAUAGUGAAGGAGCUAAAAGCAAGUGCAAGCCCAAAGGAACAAGAUGUUUUUUUGAAAAAUGGAGAACCUUACUAUAUUCUUCAACAUCCAAAUAUUCUUCAGUGUGUUGGACAAUGUGUAGAAGCCAUUCCCUAUCUUCUGGUGUUUGAAUUCUGCGACUUGGGCGAUCUAAAAGCUUACCUGCGCAAUGAGCAAGAGCACGUGCGGGGGGACUCACAGACCAUGCUGCUGCAGAGGAUGGCCUGCGAGAUCGCUGCGGGGCUGGCGGCCAUGCACAAGCUGCAUUUCCUGCACAGUGACUUAGCCCUGCGGAAUUGCUUCCUAACCUCGGACUUAAACGUGAAAGUGGGAGAUUAUGGAAUAGGAUUCAGCAGAUACAAGGAGGAUUAUAUCGAGACAGAUGAUAAAAAAGUUUUCCCUCUGCGAUGGACUGCUCCAGAAUUAGUAACCAGCUUUCAAGACAGACUGCUGACUGCAGAGCAGACUAAGUACAGUAAUAUCUGGUCACUGGGUGUGACCCUUUGGGAGCUUUUUGAUAAUGCUGCCCAGCCAUAUGCAAACCUUUCCAACCUGGACGUCCUCAAUCAAGUCAUUAGAGAGAGAGAGACGAAACUCCCGAAGCCCCAGCUGGAGCAGCCUUAUUCUGAUAGAUGGUAUGAAGUCUUACAGUUCUGCUGGCUGUCACCAGACAAGAGACCAGCAGCUGAAGAUGUCCACAGACUGCUGACUUACCUGCGCAUGCAGAGCCAGCGGAAUGCGGAAGUGGACUUUGAACAGCAGUGGAAUGCUCUCAAACCAAACACCAGCAGCAGAGACACGUCAAGCAAUGCUGCCUUUCCAAUCCUCGACCAUUUUACCAGGGAUCGGCUUGGUCGAGAAAUGGAGGAGGUUCUCACAGUGACCGAAACGAGCCAGGGGCUGAGCUUCGAGUAUGUCUGGGAGGCUGCCAAGCAUGAUCAUUUCGAUGAGCGUGGCCGGGGCCACCCAGACGAGGCCUUAUCCUACUCAAGCAUCUUCUUUCCAGUUGAGGUGUUUGAGAGUUCCCUUUCAGAACCUGGGCCUGGAAAACAGGAUGACAGUGGCCAGGAGGUCCCCCUCAGGGCCCCUGGAGUGGUUCCUGUCUUUGAUGCUCAUAACCUUUCAGUCGGAAGUGACUAUUAUAUCCAGUUAGAAGAGAAAAGCGGUAGAAACUUGGAACUUGAUUACCCACCUGCACUGCUCACAACCGAAAUGGAUAAUCCAGAAAGGGUUGGAGCAGAGGCAUCCCAGUUUCCCACCCUCAGGAACCCGGAAUUUGAGGAAUCCAGUACAGAUGAAGAUUUCUUCCAGAGCAGUACAGACCCGAAAGAUCCUGGCUUAGCUGAGGAUUUACAUGUUAACAGUGGCCCUGAGAGCCCGUUCAAUAAUAUUUUUAAUGAUAUUGACAAAGCGGAAGAUUUGCCCAGUCACCAAAAAAUAUUCGACUUAAUGGAACUAAAUGGAGUUCAAACUGACUUUAAGCCAACCACUUUAGGUUCAAGUUUGGAUGACCCCAGCAAGUCAGGAAUAGCUUGCCACUCUGACAAAGAAAAGCCUCGUAAGCUUUUUGACCAUGAGCCUCUUUGUUUGUCAGAAAAUCUUUUGCACCAAGAUCACUUUGAUCCAUUGAAUGUUCAAGAAUUGACAGAAAACUUUUUAUUUCUUCAAGAGAAAAACUUACUAAAAGACUCAUUAUCUAGCAAGGAACUUAUAAGUGAUCUUCAAACAGAACUUAAGAAUGCCAGUUUUACUGACACUGUUUCAGAAAUGUCUCCUAGAAACUCUAUAGCUACUGAGCUUAAGCUUAAUGAAAAGACACCGGGCUUCCCUCUGUCCCAGGAGAAUCUGGGCACAAAGGGCACAGAUGCAGGAGUCACGCUCAAGGGUGACACUUUGAGCACCUCAUUGCAGUCUUCCCCAGAAGCGCAGGUACCUCCUACCUCUCUCACAGCAGAAGAAGCACUUCCUGAUGCCCCCUCAGGUUCACUUCUGAAGCAGGAAGGGACCAAGCCUACAGGUUUGGAUGUCAGCACCCCUGAGGACCUUCUCUGCCAGGAUCUGAAUCCAGACUCUACACCUGCUGAAGUUGAGAUUCCCUCCACCAACACCAGAACCUGUGGUGUGGACAGUGGGCCCCAGGACUCAAUGCACCCAAGCCAGGAGGUCUUCAGAUUAACCAAAGGGGACUCCAUUCUUAUAGAUAAUGUUCUUGCUAGUCGGGGGAGUACUGGGAACAGUCUUCCAGAAUUGAGACAAAACUUACAAAAUAAACUGCUUUCAGAAGACUGUCAUGGAGGCAGUUUACUGGAGAAAAACUUGGAAACUGUAGAGACUUUAAACCAGCUAAGUUAUAAAGAUGCCACAAAAGAUACAGGCUUGGUGUCUGCCCUUUCAUCAGACUCCACCAGCCAAGAUAGCCUCUUAGACGAUAGCUUGUCAACACCCAACCCGACCUCAGAACAGUCAGUAGAGACCCCAGACUCCCUGGAUUCAGUGGAUGUCCAUGAAGCGUUAUUGGAAUCCUUAGGCUCCCACACCCCUCAGAAACUCCUGCCCCCUGACAAGCCAGCAGAUAGUGGCUAUGAAACAGAGAACCUGGAGUCCCCUGAGUGGACUCUGCACCCUGCCCCUGAGGGCACCUCAGACUCAGACUCAGCUGCAGUGGGUGAUGGCAGUCAUAGCAGUCUGCCUGCCAACCCGGUCAUCGUCAUCUCAGAUGCAGGUGAUGGCCACCGAGGGGCAGAAGGCAGCUCACAGACUUUUGCACCUGUCUCCCAGAGUUCAUAUCGAGACUCUGCAUACUUCUCAGAUAAUGACUCGGAGCCAGAUAAAAAGUCUGAAGAGGUCCCAGGAACCUCCACUUCAGCCUUGGCAUUAGCAGAGGACCAGUCCCUGCCUGAGCCAGUCACCCCAGAGCAAAGCCCUGGUGCCAAAGAUAGCUGCCCGGAAACCCAAAAGAGCCAACCACAUCAAAGUUGUCCAUCGGAUACGCAGAAUUCCAGUCACUUGGAAGUACAAGAAAUAUUGGAGUCAGUGCAGGCUGAGAUUUCCAGACAGACAUACCCUGUGGAAGACGAGGCCAGGAGCCCCUUAAGUUUAUUGAAUUCAGAACUUAGCAGUGACGACUUCGAGAUGCAAGAAGAUCGCCCCUGCACCAUCACCUCCACGGGAACCAACACCAACGAACUCCUGGCAUAUGCAAAUUCUUCGGUGGAUAAGUCCUUAUCCAGCCACUCUGAGGGCCCCAAGUUGAAAGAGCCAGAUAUUGAAGGGAAAUACCUGGGCAAACUUGCUGUGUCUGGGAUGCUCGACCUCUCCGAGGAUGGGAUGGAUGCCGAUGAGGAGGACGAGAACAGUGACGACUCGGAUGAGGACCUGAGGGCCUUCAACCUGCACAGCCUCAGCUCUGAAUCGGAAGACGACAUCGAGCACCCUGUGCCUGUGAUCCUCAGCAACGAUGAGGACAGCAGGCACUUGCGGAGUUUGUUGAAACCGUCAGCAUCUGUGGCCAUUGAUCAGCUGCCUGAUGACUGGAAGAAGGAAAAGAAGGCAGUGACGUUUUUUGAUGAUGUCACAGUCUACCUGUUUGACCAGGAGACCCCAACCAAAGAGCUGGGACACUGUGGAGGAGAAGCUCAUGGCCCCGGGCCAAACAGCCCAGCACCGUCUUCUGACUCCCCCUACCUGAGCAGGUGCAUAAAUUCUGAAAGCUCCACGGAUGAAGAAGGUGGAGGCUUUGAAUGGGAUGAUGACUUCUCUGCCGAUCCUUUCAUGUCCAAGACGACAAGCAACCUCCUUGGUUCCAAGCCUUCCCUUCAAACGUCCAAGUACUUCUCUCCCCCGCCACCGGCCCGGAGCACAGAGCAGAGCUGGCCGCACGUGUCCCCCUGUUCCAGGUUCUCCAUCUCUCCUGCCAACAUCGCCAGCUUCUCUCUCACGCACCUCACAGACUCGGACAUUGAGCAGGGAGGCAGCAGUGAAGAUGGAGAAAAGGAUUAGCUGCUGCAGAGAACUCCACCAAGCAGCAUCCCGAGUCAGCCGAGCAGUCCUGCCCACCGCUGGCCACCGUGAGCCUGGGAGAGGGACUCCAAAGGUGAAAGAUUGCUGGACCGCCACCGGGCCGGGCAGCUGGGCCCUCUGCAGCUGCACACCCGCGGCCCCUCACACUUGAAGUGCUCGUGGCUGGUCAUCCUGGCAAGGUGGCACACUGCCUCCACGUGUGUGGGGGAACCAUGUGCACUGGGGUGUGUGUCUGUUUUCUGCCUCCUCUUCCACGUCCACACCUGUGCCUCCUGGUCUGGGUACAGGUGCUGUGGAGGGUGCACCAGGGGAAUGGUCACAAGUGAGCCAUAUUUAUUGUUCUUAAAGAAAUCACUAAUUGCUCUCUGUAAUUGCACUGUGGAUAAGUGUUCCAAGAGUCCCAAUAUUGUACAGAAUCAUAAAUUAUUCAAGGAAAAUACGGCAGGUCAAGCUGGUGCUAUUCACUAGUUUGAUUUUUUUUAAAUAGUUUAUUUGCUCUGCAUGGUACUUGUAAAGCUUAAAUAUUUUGAGUGUUAUGCCGUCUUCAGAAUUGUUGGAACUGUACAUAUGGUACUCUUUCAUAAAUGAUAUUGAUUCUGAAUGUUAGUGUUUUAUGUUCUUAUAGGAAAUAUUUUUGAUGAGUCCAAAAAUACUGCUCUGUUUUGUUGAUAGAAUCGAACACAUUUUGUCUGUUCUCUAUUAGCUGCUUCCCCUGUAGCACACGAGGCCUCUCUGAGCAGCUCAAAGGCCUUGCAGCCUCUCUGUGGGAUGCUCCCACUCUGCGCCCACUUUUUCAACCCUUUUGGUAAAAAUUGACAGGAGGUGCACCCCGGAACUUGGCUGCAGGUCACUGUUCUCUGAGGCCAGUUUCUGCCAUAGCAGGUCAGGCAAGUUGCAGGCAGAGUGUGGCCUCCGCCCCCUUCCCCUCCCCCAGGGGGGCCAGGCUGCAGGGGUUCUACCUGUCCCUCCUCCGAGGCACUGGCAUCCCCACGCGUCCCAGUAGAGGGCUCUGGAUGCUGGGCACGGUAUGGAUAAUUUUGUCUGUCUACUUUGGGUGUGGUUGAAUCAAGCUCUUAAAAAAUUUCCAGGGAGAGGGCGUAACUCAGUGGUAGAGCACUUGCCUUGCGUGCCUGAGACCUUGCUUCCAUUCCUAGCACUGGAAAAAAAGGAAGUCUCCAAAGCUGAUUUCCCCCUCAGAGCCACUCCAAGUCAUGGCUGGUGUCUUUGUAACCCAGGAGAUAGACUGCACCUUGCGGCUGCCAGGAAGAAAACAGGGGGCCUCAGCAGAGCCCAGCAGCCGAUGUGCCCUCAGGGUUAUCCUGUGUGACUGUCACAACUUGCGUGGCCCAGGGGCUCCUCUGCACAGCCUUUUCCUUCUUGUUCUCCUCUUGUUUUGAAAGGGACUGAGCAUUUGCAGUGCGGCUUCAUCACAGGCUGGCAGGAAUCAGGAGUCCCUGACCCGAAGCUGCCCUCAUCCUACCAUCCUUGAGCUCUGUGUUGGCACCAGGAAGUCUCCGAUGGCUAGUGUGGCAUAGCCGCGCUGUGCUGAGCUAGCACUGAUCCUACUGGGGUGGGUCCCCUCACACUGGUCCUUCGCCCCAAAUAUUUUCGGGUGCUGAUCUGAUUUCCAGACUCCAGCAAGACACUGGAAUGAGUCUCUAGACUGCGGCUGGAGCUGUGACGUCAGCUGGCUCCAGUCCCUGUGCAGAAUGCAAAUAUGGACCUUGGCUGGAGUGUAUGUAGGUGGUAAAUUGUGACCUUUAUUAUGAAUUCCGAUUCACUCUGCAAAUUUUUUUCUACUAAGCAAUAAAACUUUCCAAAGCAAGAAAAUUCAGAAUGGAGUCCCCCCACCCCCACCGUGGUGUGACCAUAGUGCACUCCGGCCGGGUUCUAGCGCUGGGUCUGGACAUGGAAGCAGGGCUUUGGAAGGUGAUUUUGCCAAAAUGUCAGAACUGAAUUUCUUGCUGUGGCAACUUCCUGAGUUUUCUGAUUUUUUUUACCUCUAUUUACCAGUCUUGGUUGAGAGAUAAAUGAGAUGUGAUUAUGUUCAUUUUUUCAAAUUAUAGGCUUAAGGAGUUCAGACUUAAGUGACUAAAAAUCAAGCAGAUCCAUAGAAUAUAUAGCCUUCUUACGUAGUUAGCCCAGGAUACAUUUACUGCUAUUUGGGGGCUGUACUUUUUUUCACUAUGUCAAGAUUUUUUAACAACAUAGUUCCCACAUUUUUUAAUUUUAGGUCUGUAUCACUCUCAUAAUUAAUUGCCAAAAGCAUUUUAUACCUUGAGUUGGGAAUGGGGUGGGUUGGAUCUUACUGUGGUGUUGCAUGGAAGGGAAGACUGUAUUUCUGAUACACAUGUGAGUCAACAUGAUUUUUUGAAAUCUCAAGCAAUACAAAGAAAUUUAAUUCAAUAGAUUAAAACUUCAACCCAUUUUGAAGUGUCAAGCAUGCACUUUGUUGUUCAAUUCAGGGUUGUUGGGGGGGGUUGUUGUUGGGUUUCUUUAUUUCUUUUUAUUUUUUAACUAAUAAGUUGGUUACCAGUAGUGGGUUUUAUGAAUGGUACUUGUUCUAAAAAGUUAUGCAAUGAAGUAAAUCAUCGGCAUUCUCUAGACCAAGUGGGGAGGUUUCUAAUACCUGAGGCAUUUCCUGGCCUCCUUUGGGUAGCCGUACAGGAUGGCUACCAUACGACUUGAUUUAGAUCUUACUUUGGUGGAGUGUGUAUGUUUAAAUCAUGUAAUACGAAUAAUCUAACCGUCAUUCCCCUUCUAGCUAGAUGCUGAUUUGUGUUAUCAAACGGCCCUGUCAUAAGCAGAAAAAGAACUGUAGAGAAAGUCCUCCCAGAUCCUUCUGAGACUCAGAUCCUGUGUCUGGGUCAGAAGCCAUUCAUCUUAAGGGCGAAAGAAGAAAGCUGAAUUAAAAACAAAUCAUCCAUUCUAUUUUUAAAUGUUCAGGCCUGUUUCUAUAGAGAUGGUUUUAUCUAAGAAAAAAAUCUUUGUAUGUCUUGCCUUUCAAAAACCUCUUCCUUUCACUCAUAUUUCCUUCCCAUAGGGUAUUUGUAGAGUUAAUGAUCUUUGCAUGUCUGUCCCGGGGGGGCCUGGCAGAGUUCUCUACUCAGUCGGUCACCUAAAAAUUCAGAUGCAAUGCAAGUGUCAUACUCCAAAUGUUGGGUUUCAGUUAUGGGGGGCUUCAGAUCUCAUGAGGAGUAGCCUUAAAAAAAGAAUGGGCAUACAGUUACUUCAGACAGAAAUCUCAGAAACAAUAUUCCUAAGUAGCAGUGCGGUUGGCGCCAGUCUUGGCUGUUAAAAAAGAAAACUCUCUAGCAUAUAAAUAAGUUCUUGAAGAUGUGUUGACAGUAUUGCGUUACCGACACCGGUCCAGGUCAGCUUGAAUGGCUUAGCUGGGUCUGGAUGAUGGGACUCGUCUACAGAUAGAGGCCUGGGGCGAUCAUACCUACCAGGCCUUUGUACUGAACAGUCAGAAGAGGUUCACGGCAAUAUAACAGUUAAUGAACUUUCAGUUUAAAUUGUGUACAUUUUUAAAUUGUAAGAUUUUUACUGUAUAUUGAUGCAUAGUGUGAUUCAAUAAAUUGCUUGUAAUUUAAAAACUAUUUAAUAUUCAAAAUAAAUAUAGUUAUAUAUUUAUAAA